UAUCCUUCUCGGUCUGUUUAUCUGUUCCAACAAACCAUGACUACAUCCGACAAAAACAUAAUCCGUUCGGAGAAGACCGGUCCGGCGUUCAGGUCGGCAUUCGAGGUUCUCGACGGAGAUGGCGAUGGGAAGAUUAGUGGAGAAGAUUUGAAGGGAUUCUUUGAAGCUGCGUUUUCCUUUCCCAACGCUGCUUUCCACGACGUCGACGACGAAAUGAUCGGAGCGAUGAUUUCGUUGGCGGAUUCCAACAGCGACGGGUUCGUCGAGUACGAUGAGUUCGAGAGAGUUUCGGGGUUGUUGGAGCCAAAACAAACGGCGGCGGGGUUUGAGGUGAUGGGGGAUGCUUUUAAGGUUAUGGACAAAGAUGGAGAUGGGAGAUUGAGCUAUGAGGAUUUGAAAGAUUAUAUGGAAUGGGCUGACUUAUCUGUUGAAGACGAAGAUAUCAAGGCUAUGAUCAGAUUUGGUGGCGAUGAAAAUGAUGGUGUUUCUUUCGAUGGUUUGCUUAAGAUUUUGGGUGUUGAUUUUGGUGCAUAUAAUUAGAAAUUAGUUGUUCAAAUUGUGGGAUUUGUCCUCAUAUUUCUUUUAUAUUUUACUUAUCCUUAUUGUUGUAUU
Messenger RNA from Hibiscus syriacus, 612 nucleotides. Its product is annotated as calcium-binding protein CP1-like. Bases 37 to 540 code for a protein of 167 amino acids. The transcript has a single exon. The record is from RefSeq and is a predicted model, not a curated record. NCBI's taxonomy places the organism in Eukaryota, Viridiplantae, Streptophyta, Magnoliopsida, Malvales, Malvaceae. Gene Ontology annotation, molecular function: calcium ion binding.